ACUGCCGGGCCACACUCUGCCAAAACGCAGCUUACACUUUUCAUAUUUGUCUAUUCGGCCCUAGCUUUUGGAGGUGCUCGGGAGCAAGCAGUGUUUUCUGUGCGUGCACUUCGGAAGAACCAAAAGAACCAACCAGUAAUCGUUUGGAACGGAGUUUUUUGCGCGAAAUUUGCAUUUGAUUUUUUUUGUAUUCAAUACCAAAACGAACCGGCGUCAUACGCAACCCUCAUACACAUGGCUCACAUUGCUCUUAAGACGGAAAGUUAUCAAUAGCAACAAUAACAGGAAAACAAUACGCAACACACCGGAACACUCAAGUUGGCGAUUGUUAGGCACUAUUGCACAAGGAAGAACAGUGGUGCAUUCAGGAAGCGUGUUCAAGGAAAAGUUUUCAAUAAAGUGUGAAAAUUCAAAAAAGUGGAUGAUUUGAACAGUGAAGACUGACCGCGGUUUCGCGGUUUCUGCAGUUGUGCAUCGUGUGACUAGUGAACAACAGUGUGUGAUACGCGAGUUCUUGGUGAACUUCGCGCCAAGUGCUCCCAAGGGGUCGUAACUUUUCCGACUAGCCUUGCGUGAAAAAAGCCGUAUUCAACGGAAAUACAUAAAAAUCUGUGAAAACUCUGUGUGUGAUCAUCAGAUAUACGAAUAUUUUACCGCAAUUUCUUGAUUGUAAAUCCUAGCGUAGUGUGACCAAGUUCAGCCGAAGUUCAGGGGAAAUCAACCAAAAUUCCCCGAAAAUCACCAAGAAUAUCCUGCCUCAGCCCAACUCAAAAAAUUGCGUCUCUUCGGGGGUGUUGCACUUUUCCUCCCCUUAACACAAACACACCGUCGAUGCACCACCACCACGACCAGUACCAGAAGAACCGGUGAGGACCCGUCCGUCCGCCGUCCGUCGCGCGCUGAGCUGUCGUGAAGCAGAAACCGAUUUUUCCGAGUUUGCACAAGUGCAUCAAGGGUGCACACCCGGCAGUUAGCAUUCGCGCAGCAAACGAGGAAGAACUUGUCCGGAGGACCGCAGCGCCGUACAGUCGUGUUGUAAAAAGGGGUUAGUUUUUUCGGACCGGGAAGAGAGAAAUUUUUGCUGAGGGGUUUGUGAUUCGCCGGAGCGGAAACGGAACAACCUAUUCCGAUGUGAAGUUUUUAAAUGAAAAAUUGCAGUUUUUUUGGUUUCACGAAAAUCCAUUUCGGCAUACAAGCAAGUGCGUAAAAUUCGAUCCCUUUUGGAAAGUAUUUAUGUUUCGAAGAAGAGUUGAUAUAAGAAAGUGACUAAACUGUUUGAUGAAAAGAAAUCUGUGCGAAAAUUGAAGAAAAUCAAAUCCUAAAGUCGCAGAACGUGUAUAAAAGUGUGUACAUUUUCGGAAGUGAAUAAGUUUAAAAUUAAUCCUUGUAUCAUAAGGCAUAUAUCAGUAAAGAAUAUAUAUCCUGUAACAAAGUCCAAACGAACGAGAAAGAAUAAUUCGCAAUUUUAAGUUUAAGUGAAAAAGAAGAUGUCCAACGGAAUUAGUCGUAGCAAUGAGUGCUCGCCAAUGAAAUUCUCGCAAAAGUUCAUCAAUUCGGCAGAAACCUGCUUCAAUCGCUCCACCGUCAACGCCACCACCAGUAGUGGCCACUCGACCAAUCCAGCUACAGCUGCACCCACAAACCUCAGCCAGUCCCAAUGAAUCCGAUGAAACCGUGGUGUAGUGGGAUAAGCCGCAGGAUCACCGUAGCAGCAGAAGCAGCAGCACAGCCGGAACGGAUGUGAAGCAACAUCGACGCUCUAAUGUAAAACUUUUCAAUCACCCCCCAAAUCAUGAAACAAUACCUUUCGGUUCAAAAUUGAAACUUUUUCGGCAAUCAAAAAACAAAACGAAAAAAUCACGACAACUGUUUGAAAAAUAUCAAAAUUUCGGAAAACCGUCGAAUCAAAAUUGUCUCUUUCGGAACAAACACAAAAAAAUAAACAAGUUCAUUGGAAGCAAAAUUAUCCUUUGGAGUUUGAAAGUUUUGAAUACACAGAGCUUCGGCAAGUGCGUAGCGGUGUAGCCAUUACUGACACGGAAGGCGGAAGCUGAAAUUCUGGAAUUCGUACGACGCUCGAAAUUAUUGCAAGAUCCUGCGCUAAACAGUCAUCAACUCGCUGAGAAGAAUACACGAUAGCUCAUCACCUGUGACGGGCCAUCGACAGCAGCAGCAGCAACAUCAUCAUCAUCCAAGUCUCGCGCUGCAACCGUUACAAUAACCGUCAAGCUGAAUUCGCCAAAGUCGAUAGUCAAGAUGGAUCAGCAGCAGUAUUGCCUCAAAUGGAGCAACUACUCGUCGAACCUGGCGGCGGCCUUUUCGAACCUGUUCGAUUCGGCCACCCUGACAGAUGUCACACUGGUCUGCGGAGGUACCGUCUUCAACGCUCACAAAGUCAUCCUGGCGGCGUGUUCGAAAAACUUCGCCGACCUGUUCGAGCGGGCACCAGUCGGCACCGGACAGAUCUGCGUCAUGCUGGAGGCCACCUCGGCCGACAACAUGCACGCUCUGCUGGAGUUCAUGUACAAGGGUGAAGUGCACGUUUCACAGAAAUCGCUGGAAAGCUUCCUGAAAGCAGCUGAGAAUUUGCAGGUCAAAGGUCUCACCACAGAGCACGGCCGUUUCGCGAGUGCCAAUGCCACCCAGUCACAGCAGCCGGCGUUCCACGAGUCAAACAACCUGCCCUCGCCAGCCUCCCGCCGACAGCAGCGGAAUUCCCUGUCCGCCUCACUAGAGUCCAUCAACCGGAUCGGCGGCGGAAUCGUGAAGAAUGAACCCCUGCCCGGCAGUGGCGGGGGAGGCGGCGCCGGUGGGGGUGGCAGUGGUGCCACAACGCCCAACUUCGCCUCCUACCUGCCACCGACCUACAUCCCGCCCUCGUACGAAACCUCCCGGAAACGCUCGAUCCGCAGUCCGUUCUACGAAGAAGCCACACGAGGUAGCGUGCUGCGGGACGGCAAGGCUAGCGUUGGCAACGACAGUCCGGUCAGCGGAAGCAAAAACUAUCGGCCCUCGAGCAGCGGUUCCUCGGCAGCACCCACGGAAGCGGACACGGCCCACACGGACCGGGAUUCACCGCAGCAGUCAAAUCGGUACGAGAAUCACAGCCCCAGCACUACCCACCAUGGCAACGGCAACGGACCAGUCUCAUCGAACACGUUAGAACGGGACGACCGAAGUGAUCGAGCGCCUUCCGAGGACAAAAUCAAGUGUGAAAACGAGAAAGGAAAUGACAACGGUGCCGAGGACCUGCGAAUGAAAUCGAACGAGAUGCGACCGAUCCAGUCACCGCUCACAUCUUCUGCCCCGCCCACGCCGACGACACCGGUGGCCUUCAUGAAGGGUGGCCUGCCCGGAGGACUGGAAGGACUGAAUCCCACCGUCGAUAUGAUAAGUAUGUUGAACGUCCAGCGGGAAAGUGUUACCACUGCGGACGGUUCUCUCGCUCCAGGCAAAAAGCUUCAGUGUCCGCUCUGUGAUCGCCAGUACGGCUACGAAACGAACCUCCGCGCCCACAUCCGCCAGCGACAUCAGGGUAUCCGCGUGCCAUGUCCCUACUGCAGUCGAACGUUCACCCGCAACAACACGGUCCGGCGACAUAUAGCGCGGGAACACAAACAACAGACGCAGUACAUGACCAACCAGCUGCACAGUUAAGGCGUUUCGGUGAUGUUAAGCGCUCAGACGGUGAAGGUGGUGAAGACAACGCUGAAAAACGAGAAACGAACGAACACAACACAACAAUAACUGCCAGCAACAACAUCUGCAAAUCAGAAUCAGAACAAUGAAGUGAAAGAACAGGAAACUCGCGAGCAUUGAUGCAUAUAAAGAAAAAGCUAUCGCUGAUAGCACGUGAUAAUAGAGAAAAAUACGAGAAGAGCUGAAAUCCGAAAUUUAUUUCGCAAACAAACUCUGAAAUAAAUAUUAAUAGCAUAAUAAUUAGAAGGCAAAGAUUGAAAGAGAGAAAGAUAGGAACACGAAAUUGGCACUGCUAAAUGUCGAGACAGCUUGAUGGAGGCCGAAACACGGAGCCCAGCUUCGGUUUCGGCAUAUUUUGAGAUGUAUUUCGCGCUAUUCUCUCAAGUGAUAUGAAAUGGUUCCUGCGGGAAUCAUACACCAACCGAUGUUACCGGAUACAAAACCGUAUGCAAUAUUUAGGUUUCUUUUUUACUGUGCAAGCUUUUUCACCAUCGUUAUGAGAUGUUUAAUCCUUCUUUUGUAUACCCAGGUUCCUUUGUCUUUUGCGGUGUUUGAACCGUUAAUUUCUCUGAAACAGCUCUUCCCAGGAUUGCAUUGAGCCAUGAUUGGGGAGUGUUGUGCACUUUCUACCCCGUUUCUAUACAGGGGAUGGAAAGAUAAAACAUAAUCACCGCAAGUGUCAUUAUUUAUUAAUUUAAAAAGUGUAAUAAUCAUAGUUGAAGGAAUAAUCAAUAACAUAACUCAUACACAGCAGAAAGCGAGACAAAAGUUCCAUUUUUUCUCGUUCGCAGUUGAGUCACAUACACAGAAAGAAAUCAUCUAUUAUCAACAACAAAAGAUGCUAAUUUUCUCACACAACAGAUUAAGUGAAGUAACUGAAAGUAAUAGACGAGAAAUAAAUAUUGAAUAAACACAGUACCUGGUGAGCAUAAGGAAAAUAGAUUAAUGAAAAAUAUUUAAAUUUAAAUAUAAAGGAUAAAUAUUUAAAUAUAUUGUAACGUAAGUGCAGUUGCAAGUCGAAACUAAACUACUACUUGCUAACAGCAAUACACAAAAAAGACAUUUCAACAGCGCAGAAGGUGAGAAUAAGCAUAAAAAAGUUAAUAUUUGAACUGUACAAAAUACACAAAACAACAAUCAAUCAACGCAAGCAUUACGAGACAGACAACAUCUUAUUGAUUUUCGAACGGUUAAUUUUGCGUUUCAAAGCAUUAGGAGAAUCUUAACUUUUAACUGCGCAAGAUAGUAUAAAACUGGGUGCCUACUAAGAGAGAGAAACUACUACUUUAACCUACUACUACAACUGAUGCUAGUACUGCAACUACUACCACAGCCGCAAUAUUAUGGAACUUGACUGUUACAGCGUAAUGGGACAAGCGAACCGCUACACAUUAGGCAAAUCAAUAGAACUAGUUACUUGUUAUAUAAAUCCGAUUGAUCUCAUUUUUAUCAAAUCUUUAACGUUACAGAUUUUACAGUUACCCAAUCUACUACUACUGCGACUACUACUACUACCACAGCAAUCAGCAACGCAAUCGUUUUGCUUUGCAUGCACAUAUCUCGUAUAAGCGGAGCAACCGAUUCGGCAUCGUUUCGACUAGCACGUUUAGAAAUUCCUGUAAAGAACCUCGUUAGAUCGUGAAAUCCUUCUUCGUUGAAUGUUUAGUCAAACAAUGGAGGAUUUUACGUUUCUCAUACUCAGGAUUUAGGUGGAAAUUGAUCGAAUCGAACACAAUCGGUUGCACCGAAUUAUGCGCUAUUUUUGUUCCGUUCCCGUUUACAAACCCCAACCCACUUUUUGGCGAAAAAUACAUCUCAAAAUUUUCACAUGAAACUGUUUGCAACAAAAAGAAAAACACUAGAAGAGAAGAAAACCGAAACGCAGCCAUUUUUCUGUUGGUAAAGCAUAAAACUGUUGAAAAAAUGAAAACAAAACAAUGCAAAUGAACGAAUGUUACUUUGUUUUUCUGAGUUUUUGUUUGCCGAAUCAGAUCAGAAUAGAAUCACGACGAGAAUCGAGAAGAAACAAGCGAGUGAUGAUGGCGCAGUUUAAAGAAAGCGCUCGCGCGCACGCGUAAGUUUUUCAAAGUAGGGAAUUCAAGAAUCAAAACUAAUGUGCUCAUAUUAAUGUGUAAGUUUUUCAAGCAACAAGCAACACCCAAGAAACAAACAGCAGCAACUACUAAAAAGGAAGUAAAAGUAUCGAAAUGAAAGGCAUGAACUCGCAGGGCCAGAGCGAGUGAGUGCACGAACGGGGAGAAUAGAGAUCCCGAUUGGAUCUAGAUCCCGCGGUGUGAGAGCGAAACACGGAACAGUGGAGCGUCGAAGUGCUUCGAUUAUUUUGUUAUUUUUUCUAAGUCAUCCAACUGCACAUUGAAUGAAGUUACCGAACAACUGUGUACAACAAAUUAUUUUUACGGGUAAGCAACGCGUCCAGAUACGGACCCUCGAGCUGUCACAUGUGAGGUGAACUGUUACUGUUUUUUCUCUGUAAAUUUAAAUCGUAAUGACUUGAAAACUAACAGUUUCCGACUAAAGACUACAAAAUGAGGCACACUAUGUCUUUAACUUCAACUCGUUCUCGAAUACUUCAGGUGUUUUGCCCUUUAUAAUGGUUCAAAAACCCUGUUCAAUAAAGUAAGUAAAACUUGAUGGAAGUUGAUGCAUCCUGCUCUAACCAAUUUGUUGGCGAAUGGGUAAGAAUAAGCUGCAGCAAUUUCCAGCAAGUUCUACCUACUUUAUUGGACAGGACUAAUCUGACAAAGUACCGGUUCAUUUUGUUUUUCAUUGUACCAGUAAAACAACGACCGCGCGUAGUGGCAGCAUGCCAAAUCCUGCCAAAACAAUGUCUCGCAUCCGUGAGACUGCAGUAAAGGUCGGUUUCGCCAGUUAAUCCCGGAAUAGUUUCUUGGCACAUGUUUUGGCUAUCGUACUGUUUGUCGUUCUGGUUUGGUGCCUCCCUGAUCUUGUACAGGCACAUUUCAUAGUUUUUUUUCUGCAUAAUCGGUAGAAACCUCUACCAUUUACUCCAUAUCGAUCGACGCUUGAUCAAGUUUUUGGUUUUCCUUGAAUAACUUUACCGCCCGGGAUACCGUCGAAUCACACGAUCCCUAGGGUUUUCCGGAUCACCCAUGGGACGCAUUUGGAUUCUCCACUACGGUGCACACUAUAUUGUUGCAGAUGUGCUCUCUAUAACCACUUGUGAACGAUAACUUGUGACGAUAUCCUGCCUAUGUGAACAUUACACUCUUAGCUGAUUUCAGUCUAAGUUUCAUAAAUUCUUAGCCACAUUCCUACUAAAAAGUUACAAACUAAUCCAAGACUUGAAGAUCAGCUUUGAAAUUCAAUACUUUCUCUCGAUUUUGUGAAACAGGAUAGUGCUCUUGCAUACAAGAGAUUCUGACAUCUAUUAAACUUUGUGAGAUUGGCACAAUUAAGAGUUCGUUUAAUUUACAUAAAUGCACUCAGUUGAAAUUAUGUGAAAGUUCGAAUGUUCGUAUCUGUGAGUCGUUUUAUUUAAAAUAUUUCAUUUCUGUGUUAAUAAUAAUCCACGGGUAUAUAUAAUUUGUAAUCCAAUGGCAAUAUCGAAUCAGAAGUAGUGUAUUUAAUUUAUCUAAGCCAUAUUUAUUCGUGUAAAUUCAUUCUGAUUUAUAGGUGCAGAAAGAGUUGUUUCUUUACUUUUAAGCACUCCGUUCGAAACUUCCUUGUUGAGCUCACUUUUGUUAAGAUACAAAACUUCAAAUGAAGAAGGAUAAUGCGUAAACGAUAAAUAUGAGUUGUUCAUAGUUGAAACAGAUACAAAAUAGGUGAAAUGGAACAAUAAUAGUGAUAUUUAAAGCAAACAUCUUACCCUUAUUGAAAUAGACUCAUCAUUACUACAUUGAAUAAUGAACGUUCUGUUAGUUUACAAUAGAAACAUAUGGAACGCAAAUAAAAAAAAAAAACAUUAAUUUAGUCGGUCUCAUUCGACAACGACUCUGUUCAAAAACUGCCAUCAACAUUUGUCACGGUAUACCUCAUUUUAUAUUCGUUUGCUUAAUGUCUCGAAACAGUGCAUUUGGUUAAACCAACUGGCAAUUAAGUUUCUUCCUUAUAGUUUCUCAUAGAAAGUAAAACAAUACACAAAAAAGAAAUACAAGUCAUAAUCAAAUAGAAAAACCGAUAAAGAUUGAUGAUUGCUGAAAUCAACUACCUCCAUUUUUAAUAGUAACACAAUAUAAGAAAACAUAAGCAAGCAUUUAACAGCACUUCUACUGCUCAUUAAAUGUUUCUCUUCUUUACACACUUCAAACACAGGAACAACAACAACAGCUACAUCCAUGCAUAAGCAACUCCAACCAACCAAUAUCAUUUUAAGAAGUAAUUAUAGUGAAACACAAUCCAUUUGUUUCCAAUGUGCAUCCAAGUUCGUCGCCGAUUCGGGAGACAACGCGAGAAACACAGCAAACGAUUUCCUUUUCCAUUUUUCAGUUUCGGUUAAAGUAUGUAAGUUAAAAGAAAGCACGAACGAUAGGCGCAAAGGCAUAAUAAUUUAAAAUUUAACGUGUUUGCAACCGUAAUAGUGUCCGCAUCAAAUUCAAAAUUUAGCUGUUACUUGAAGAAAAAAAAAAUUACAACCCGCAACACAAGAGUGAAAUGUUUCGGAUUUUAAAUCAAAAUUUUUAAUAUCAGCACGAAAAAGCGAAGGAGCGCGAAAAUAAAGUUAAAAAAAAGCGAGAUAAAAACAACAACUUUUGGGCAAAGAGAGAAAAAUUUCGGACGUUUAAGAAUUUCAGGCCGCGGAUUCAAAACAAAAAAACAACCUUUGGAGGAAAAUAAAGAAAAAAACAAAACGAGAGCGACAUCAGAAAGAACACACGUUUGGACGUUAACUACAAGGUAAAAAAAGGAAAACAAAAACAAAGAUACAAAAAGCGAGAAAAUCAAGUGCGAGCACUUUAAAAGUUUAAUUAUUAAGGACAUGUCGAAGAAAGAUAAAUCGAAAGCGAGACAAGUGAAGGAAGAAAGGCUUAAAAAUUGCGAAAAUGAGAAGAGUCAUACAAAAAAUCUCCUGUAAAUAAUUUCUACACCGGAAAAUCACGGAAAGGAUUCAAAAGUAAACAUAACAACACAAUACAUAUUUGAGGUUAGAAGCAUAGAUCGCUAUGCGAAUAAAGGAGUGAAGGAAGAGAGGAAGCUGCAAAUAAAACAGUAAAGGCAAAGCAAAACAGAAGCUAUAAAAUAGCUUGAAAAAUUGAAAUUUAAUAAAAUUAAAUUUGGAUGAUCAGAGCGAAAACCGCGGAAAGGAAGGAGGGAUGAUUGUAGUGGAAGCAAAAUUAAGUAUAACCGUAACAAGAAAGCUAAUAUCUAGAGUGUAAAAUCCUUUUGAUGAUGAAAAAAUUAAGUAACCAUACCCUUUAGAUUUAAAAAUUACUGGAAGAAAAAUUAUAAAUAUUACACAAUGGAAAUGAAUAUAAAUCUAUUGCUAAAUCUUACCUAAAAUUCAAAAGAAGAAAGAAAUGUAAAGUGGUGACCAAUCGCAAGGACGACGAGGGAUGUAAACGAUGUGUAAAUAGAGAACAGAAAGCACGCAGCAAACAUGCAAAAAAAAUGUAUCAAAAAGUUUAGGCUAAAUUCUGAGCGUAAAAAUGAAAUAGGAAAUGACAAAAUAAAACAAGAAAAAGUUUGGAUCCAACCCAAUGAAAAAGAGGAACUAGACAAGUUUGAGUUCACCUUUUGUUUUCGGUUCCGUUUUCGAAUCUUUUGGCUAAAUUCGAACGGGAAGCGGAACCUCCAAUCUAUAUGUACAAUCCUUUUGGCAAAGCAAAGAAAGAGAAAAAAUCGUUUCGGCAUCGUCAUUAAACUCUUAGUUAGAAAUGUUUAGGCAAACGUUUUCAAAAUUAAACCAAUUUUUAAGCAAAAUUCUAAAUUCUAAAGUAAAGAGAAGUUUUGGUUGCUGUUUUUUGUUGGGCAAACUAAAGAAAAUUAUCGAACGUUUUUACAUCAGUGUGCAGGAGGCGAAAUAUGAGUGUGUCACCAGUUUACAUUGUGCUAAAAUAAUCGUCAAAAUUUACUAGGCUAUUUUAACUACUAGUAUUUUCGGAAAGCGUUUCGGCAUUUUUUCGGUAUCUAUCCCAUUCAAACACCACCCACACAGGCAUCGUCAAUAGAAAAACUAUGGUAUGAAGCGAAAUACAUAAAAACAGGAAGUAAUAUUAUUUUGGCAUACGAGGAAUCCCACUAGCAGAGAUAGAGAGAUGAGAGAUUAGAGAUGAGAGGAAGAGAGUCGUAAGAAACGAAUGACAGGAGCAACAAAACACCGGAAGAAGCAGGCAAUUUUUCAAUUUUUCAGCUUUGGCUUCGGGCUCCGGGGAUUGCGCCCAACCUGUGUGUAGCAAGUGCAAUCUUUGCGGCCAUCCCCCCGGCAAGCCCGCGCCUCAUUUUUGAGCCUUUUUUCGGGAAAAGGAUAACGAAGAUCUACAACCGAUCGGGAUUUUGUUCGUAGAACAGAGAUUGGUUCGUGUUUAUUGUUUUAGUUUCUCAGUUUCUCCUGUAUGAUUUUGUUCAGUUUCACUACUGUUACUUGUAAAACUUGUGUUAUAAUGCAAUGUGAAUAUCCAAUUGCAGCAAGAAGUGUAAAGUUUAGACAUGUAAAAGAAGAAAAACUCAACUAGUCACACGUGCAACACACUCAGGUACAAUAAAAAAAAACAACUGUAAACGUUUAACAUUAAGAAAAACACAACUUUGCUAAAAAGCAAACAAAAACUUUUGAAAUAAGAUAAAACUUAGAGAGACAUUUAACAAAGUUAAUUACAUUAACAGUAACUUUAGUUUAGUACACCCUCCUGGUUUAGUUAACGUUUAUUGUCCGAAUGCUUAAGUUUUACCGUGAAAGCUUGUUUUACAGUAGAGUACGUAGAAGUAGGGACACACUAUGGAGAAGAAAAAGGAGAAAAUUGAAAAAAAAAGAUCAGAUAAUUAGCGAUUUACUAGGCUAAGUUUAGGUGGAUAAGUGAAACAGAAGGAUAUACUUAAAAACGACAAAAAUACGUAAGAAGCUGUUAGGGCUUUUCUUUGAAGAAAAACUAAAACGAAUGUAGUAAUCGGACGAGAUUACGGACAAAAAAGUCAAAUUCAAAAUUGCAACCCAAAAUUCAACAAAAUUUCAAUCAUCUAAGCAAAAACUUACAACCAGACAAAACUCAAAAAUCAAGCGAACAAAUUGUAGAUUUUGAACAUUCUUUGGAGAGAUCAUUUUCGGAAUACUGAUUUAGGAUUCAGUUUUUGGGUAACAGCAUUUUCGGAACCAAACAACAUUCAACAGUACGCGGCUCGCGCAAAGGGGAAUAUUUCCUACUAGACGAACUGACAGCACGUUGACAGCUUGCCGUCGUUCGUCGCCAGGUUCGAAGUUAUCUCCAAUGCGCGCGUCGCUUCAAAACCGACAACAGACAACGUGGAAUGGCUAAAAGGGUUGUCGGGUCCUAUUCCGCUAGCAAACGGACUGCCUGGGGCAACACGCGAGGCUAAUAUUUACUGACAGCUAAUCUACUUACAAAGCAAUUGAAACAUUGAGAGAAGCUACAUUUCCACUCGAGGCUAAAACAAACCGGUAACACUGCGAGAGGCUUUCACAACUACUGUGUGUGUGUGCCAAUAAUGCUGUCAGAACAACAAUCGGAGGCUUUCCAAGGCAGUUCCUGGUGCUCUGGUAUGGGACAAGAUGGCUUCCCUGUUAAUGAAGCGUUGAUUUGUUACUCUGGAGCGUUCAGUCAUGAUAUUUGCAGUUUUGACAGAAUUGUGGUUCAUGGAAUCAGCAUCGUUCAGUACAUUUUCGGGAAAUAAAGGUUGUUCAAUUACGACCGGGCUGAUGAAAUCAGUUUAUUAUCAGUAAAUUUCACGAGUUCAAAGCAUAGUAUUUCAGUAUGGAAUUCCCUUGCAAGAUAUGACAUUUACUCGUUCGUAGCUCACUUCAGAAGCAUUUUAGGACAAUGCAGUGUAUGAACGACUUUCUCGUAUUCAAUAAAAGGUAACGAACGCAACUCUCCACGCCGUGAAUAUAAUUAUCGUUAACCGCUUUGAGAGUUGUUUUUGUAGCUCUCCCCGUUUCUUUGGAAUGGCUUUACAAAAAAAUAGGUAAUACGAAAAAGUCGCGUCUUAAGUGAGUAAGAAGCAAGUAGAGUGGAUGAUCCCAUCCUUAGUGGUUGAACCUUAGCUGGAUAUAGAAAGUCUUCUUCUAGAAUAUAUUCCAGGUCUAUUAGAAAUGGACACGACACACAUUUCUGUAGAAUUUGCGACAUUGAAUACGAGUUCUGAUUUCUGAUGUUGAAAAUACCAAAUAAUGUCAAAACCGCAAAUAACACGACUGAAUCAACCGAAAUAACAGUGAUGGUUGCAGACGGUGGCGGUCCUUUCGUAUAGAGGAUCGUACCGGAAGCAACGCACGAAACUAUAUGCAAUAAGCUAGUCUAAUUUGUUUGACCCCAAGACUCACAACCUUUCACCCCCGGAAAUCCGACCUACCAUUACUGACUGCGUGUACACCACCCUCCGAAUCAGUUCGAUGCACCUCUAAAACCCGCAAAGGCAAAAUGUCGGCUACGAUUUUGACAAGAAUUUGACACACCGAACUGCAAUAGUAGAAACGGUCGUCGAUCGUUUGUUACACUGAAUACAUGUUGAAGUUUAUAUCAUCAACCGGAAAGACUGCUAUUUACUGUUACCUCAUUUUUUGUAUACCGAAUCAAUAGUUUUUACUUAAUUUUAGUUUUAAACAUUUAAACAGCCAACGAAACUGUUUAGAACACGUGUCGGAACAUGUCAAAUCGCGAGCCGGCAAAAUGCUGUCAGUUGAAGAGUGGAUCGAGCUGAGUUUCUAAAUGGGGAAAUGACGUCUACAGUCAGAAUGGAGUCGGAUAAACAGCCUUAAAGAACUUAAAUAGUUUAUGACGGAAAAGAAGAGACAUAGAAGAAACAGUUGAACUAGAGUUAAGCUCAGUAUUCCUUGUUUUUAAUUUGUUUAUAAUUUUGUUUUUAGAUGACCAACCCGUUCACCGUUGGCGGGUGAAACGAUUUGCAAUAGUAAAACAGUUGAUCAAUGAUGAAAUAGUUUAAAAAUAAUAAUGCGAAAAGGUAAAAUACAAUUUAAGAUAAUAGACGAAUUAUUUAUUGAAUAACUGCAUUUUUUCUUCAAUUAAAACGGAAAAACAGAAUCUACAAAUAUGUAAUAACUGAUAAAUAUUUACAAUAUUUCUAAUGAAACAAAGCAGAUAGAACCAUAUACAAGAAACAGUUAACAGUACCCUUAUACAGUACUGACAAUAGUUCAUUUUUUUGUACAAUAAUUAAGAAGAAGACAUACAAAUCAAUUCAAGCAGCUUCCACACAAGUUCUCCAAACCAUUUUUAUUGUUUGUUGAAAACCUACCAUAGAACCAAAUCAUCCAGAAAUGUACUCGUAAAGUCAAAUGUUUCUUUUAAACUGGAUUCCACCCACACUCAGACACAUUGUUUUGCAAUAUAAAACUGGUUUCGUUUACACCAGUUACAGGUUGAUCAUAAAACAAACGCUAGACAGCAGAAGAAAUAGAAAUGGUUGAACUAAGGUAAUAGUUAAAGUGACGAGUAUUUAUUGUUAAUUCUAUAGAACACCGCAUAGGGAGCCCGAGUCGGCGCCGUAGUACGGUAUCGAUUCUGAGCGCUUCCCGACUAAACAUAUUUUUAUAAUAGUUACAGAUCUGACAGAAUUAAGCUAAUCCCUUACAUUUAGUUCACCACAGUUCUCGUAUAACUUGAUUACAUGAACCUAUUAUUCAUUAUUUAUUUGUACAUAAGCAAACUACCACCCAAUCCACACAUACACACACGAUUGUAAGUAAUUCACAACUACAAACAGAUAAAUCAGCAAACAUCUAACAACAAUAUUCUGACUAACUGACUGACUGACACAGACUUUUGACUUUAAGACCUUCGAACAAUCACACGCACCCCUACGAAUAAACUUGUAGGACUAAAUUGUGUUGUUUCGUGGUCGUGAUGUUGUCCAUCACCACUACUACCGAACUUUCUGUGCGCAGCGCGAUCUAGUGUAACAACCGAACACGUUUCACGCGUGAUGUCAAAUUUCAUCGAAGUAAAUUCGUUUUUUAGCAAAUAGUCUCGAUCCCACCGGUUAAUUGUUAGUUGAAAUAGUUUAAAGUGCUAAAAAGUUUUAUGAUGAUUUAAUAUCUAACAGUUUGGUUUGCAUCGCGAAAACGCCGGAAAUGCCGCAACAUAACCUUACCCGUUCUGGAAUUAACGUUUUAUUUUUACUUUUUUCGGGUAUGAAAACAUUUUUUUUUUCUUUGAAAAUCUACGACACAGACAAACCGAUAGAUCUGAUUUCUUAACAAGUGAGUCGAAAAUUCAGCAGUUUGACGAGAAAUAUUGAAAUUUUUAUCAAAUUUCGAUAAGAUUCGUCCGAAUGCUGGUAGAAGUUGAAAAUUCACAAGUAAAUUCGGUAAUCUGGACUUCACUGUUACGAUCAGAUCUGUCACAAAUUAUCUGUCUGUGUCAACGUAAUGCUCUCUGAUACAUAGAAUACCUCGAAAUCGAGGUAAAAAACAACACAAUUUAAAGAAAAUUCGCCGAACCACUCCCCCAAAACCACCACGCGGACACUCCGGAACAAACGAAUAGCGCGCGCAUGCCGAGUGUGAUUGUGCUCGUAAUAAUGUAUAUUUUCAAAAUUUUAGUUAAGCAAAUUUAGAAACAACCCCACACAAGUUUAGGCGCUCUUAUCUUCUAAAUUUUACCGCAUAAGUGAGUUAGGUUUUUCGGUUCGGGUUUUUGGGAUUUUCAUUGAUUUUUUAGUUUCGUUCUGACACUUCCUUCAUCGUUUAUUUUCCGUUUCGACUUUAUUUAGUGUGUAGUAGAGUUCUAGAUAGCGUCUUGAUCCUAGUGACGCCUACCAUGGAGGGGGGAAACUAAGUAUAAAAUGGCGCGAAGCGUCGUUCAAAAUUGUCCCUCGAAAGCCACUGUUACGCCACAGCUAGGGAGGGACAGAAAUCUGCGUUACCAACCACUAGUUUACUUCUUAACAAAAUGAUUUGCUUAAAAAAGAAAAUCAUCGCCCGUUUUACUUUCGGGCUCAAAAUAUACUUUCGUUCUAAAAUACAUUUAAUGGAGUCGUGCUAGGAUAAGAUUCGCGCCGCCGUCAAGAGUUCACAAACCGUACUAUAUGCACCGUACAGAUAGGUUAAGUGCUUGUUUAAGGUUAUGCAGGCGACGACACUCUGAUGAUCACACACACACACUUGAUGGCGUGGACAAAUCUACAAAACAAAUUCAAAAUUUAAGAAUACAAAAAAAUACAUCAAUAUUUUUAAAAUUGGAGUCUAAACUACAAAAGAAAAAAAAAACGUCAACAAAAGCUAAAAUCUGUAGAGGUUAAGAGAGAGAGAUGAAAAUCUAAAUAUUCUAUAUUCUGUGCUAGUGCAACCUUGCUAGCUACUAAGUGUACAUUUUUAUGAUUUAACAAAAACAAAAACGGGUAUCAUAUUCAGCAACUUUUAGGGAGAGGAAUGCACCAUUCAAACGGUGUCACCUUCGUCCGCAGCCCAAAAGUGAUUGACUACGAGGGAGGAAAAUCGUUAACGAAAGCUUUCGUUCCAUAAGUUAUUUUUAAAACCAACCACAACACCAUAUUUUAUUAAGUUUUUGUAAGUUUACUGUCUUGUUUUUAAGUUUAUCAUUUUGUACGAACCCUAAGUUCUAUUAUUUUUGUGGUCCACAAAAAAAAACACAACAACGCUGUAAAUGUGUACAAACUGAAUAAAUUAUCGGAAGCAUUUGCAUACAUGGAUGUGGAGGCCGUGAAAACAGAAAAAAAAACAAAAAUGCCAUUUCAAACACGAAAGUGGCGCAAUUAAACACGUCCGGCUUUUAGUUUGUUGAUAAAUUCAUCGUGGCUUCCACAGAGUGUACGCUGUGUCGUCAGAACAGAGCAAUUGUGCAUACUUUUAUAAUGUUAAAUGAAAAAAAUAUAAAACAGAAAACCAAGAAAUAAUCAAAAAAUGAUUUUGUUUUAUUUGAUUUUGUUAUCAUUUCCCUGGCGGUUUACUUUUUUUUGUCGAUGCUGAUUUCUUUAAGUUGUUCUCGGUUCGUUCGUUUUCUUUUAUUGCUAUGUUGGUUAUUGAUUGUUAGCGAUAAGUUUUCACAGGAUGUAGUUUUCUUCUAAAUAAUUUAUAGGGGGUCCAGUAUUGGUUAAAAUACCCAAGCUGGAAUCGAUUCUCCUGGCCUGCAUGCUGCGCCAAAACAUAUCUCUAAUUUUGCUUCGCACUAGCAGAGAUAUUACUGUAUCGAGCGUAUGUCUAGUGGCGCCAGAUUGGAAAUGGUGGCCAAUGGCGUAAACACAUGGUUCGUGCAGUUACUAAUUUUGGAUCACGCUAAAAUCAACUUCCUUACACCUUCCAAGGUGGUACUACCAACCCCCUGAAGAAAGCGUUAGUUCUUGAAGCCGCCACCUUUAGUGGGGCGCCACGAGUUUGUUUACGAAAUUCCAGUCUGCUGGCCAAUCUGCUACGUGCGGAUGCGAACUUUGUCGUACGAAGAUAAAUUCAUGAUCGAGAAACGAUUAUUUACACAUAUUGUUCAAUGCGUUUAGUGAACUUUGUUGAAUUUAUAAAACGCACAAGUAUGAAAAUACAGUUAGCCCAUGUUAAACAACGCUAAAGUCAAUUAAAUGUGAAUGUCGCGCCUGCUCAAACAGAAAAAUCACUAUGUUUUCAGCUUUAUGCAACCGCCAAUUCAAAUUAGCACCACGUCCAGCACCAAAUUUUUGGCUUCAAUCCAGUUGUAUGUGGAUGACAGCCGUUUCAUGGGGUUGGGUACUACUCUAUCCAGUUAGUGAAAGGUCCUUGAUUUAUUUGGUUUAGCCCUAACAAGUUUUUAGCAAACUUUACAUGGGUUUUAGUAUGACAGGUAACAUUUUUGCUGUAUGAAAAAUAUUAAGCACUUUUACACAAGAGCUGCAUAAGCUAUUACAUAUUCAACGACGAAGAUUCUCUAGGAUUUUUUUGCGUUUCAUCCUCGAAUUAGUUUAAAGAUUUCCCUUUGAAUAUUUUAAUGGAUCUUUAAGGGGCUGUCCAUAAACCACGUGGUCAUUUUUUUGGGACUUUUCAACCCCCCCGCGUGGUCAUUUGUCCAUACAAAAUUUUUUUUUGUCCAUACAAAAUGGUCAUUGGCCGAACCCCCCUCAUGACCACGUGGUUUAUGGACAGCCCCUAACGAUAUUCUUCGCUGGUAGUACCUUCUUAACUUGUUUUACAAAAAAUUCUACAUAGAUUUAUUAAGACUUCCAAGACAACAAUUUUGCUGCUUUCAUGUAUUUCUGAAUAUGCUAACAGAAUUCUGAAACACAAAAGGCUGAAUAUGUGUAAUUACAGGCCAGGAUACAUUAACCGGGGAAUCGAAUCUCCCCAAUCAUCGAGAUAUUUGUUUCCUUUCAGCUUCAUUUGUGGGAAGGUAACUUAUGAUGGUUCCUGCGGGUUUCUUCCUUUCAAUGGUUCCUGAUUCCUUCUGGAGAUUUCUCCAAGAAAUCAUUCAGAAGUUCUUUUAAGGAUUCUUAGUGAUGAACAAUAAUAAAAAGAAUAAAAAAUAAGGAUUCCUCUCCAUCGAUAAUUCUUGCUGGAGAAUAAUCCAUGAAUUUGAUCUAAGGAUUUCUUUAAGAAUUUUAGCAGGAUUCUCAGAAGGAAUGCCUAUAAAUUUUCAAUCAGGAACUUCUGAGUGAUUCCUAGAAGACAAAACUCUUGGAAGAUUACCAUGAAAACUCCAAAAGAAAUUCCUGGGUGAUUUCUAAAAAAACUGCUGAAAAAUUCUUACAAGGAACUCAUGAGGGAUUUUCGGUAGGAACUUCUGAAGAAUUUUCAGAAAAAAAACAAGGUUGCAACCAUUCAUUUGCAAAGAUUUACAUUCAUUUGCUAUUAUCUCAGUUCAGAAGCAUGCUAUCGAAAAACAAUGUAUGGAUGAAUUUAACCUUGAAGUUUUAUCUGAAAGUUUGCCGAAUAACAUUGGGGUCGCACACGCAUUCCAAAGUCGUGAGCGAGCUGUGAAAGAAACUUUCCACAGCGUGAAUGAAAUUUACAUUCACCGCGUGGAGAGUUGCCUUCACAGCUCGCUCACGAUUUUGGUAUACGUUUGCGACCCCAAUGUUAUUCGGCAAACUUUUAGAUAAAACUACAAGGUUAAAUUCAUCCAUACAUUGUUUUUCGAUUUGCAUGCUUCUGAACUGAGAUAAUAGCAAAUGAAUGUGAAUCUUUGCAAAUGAAUGGUCGCAACCUUGAAAAAAACUUCUAGAAGAUUUGCAAAUGGAACUUCUGAAGGAUUUGAGUAAUAAAAUGCUGAAGGAUUUCUAUAAGGAACUCCUGUAGAAUUUCCAGAAUGAAUUCUCGAAGAUUUCCAGAAGAAACUCAUGGAGAAGCCCCAGAAUAAACUACUACAGUAUUUACAGAAGAAAUUCUUGGAGGAAAUCUAGUAGGAAAACCCGAAAAAAUAAUAAAAAAAACGAUUCUGGAGCGAGUUUGUUGAUUAAUUAUGCUAGAGUCCUAGAAAAAAGUACUAAUGAAAGCCCAAAAGAAACUCCUGGAGAAAUUCCAGAAGUAGCUCCUGGAGAAAUUUCUAGAUGUAGUCCAGAAAGAUUUCCUGGAAGAACCCCUAAAGGAACUUAGAAUAAACUUCUGAUGGAAUCCCAGAAAAGAAAUGUAUAAAGAAGGGCGUAAUUUAGAAGAAACUCCUGGAGAUACAUAUAUCAAAAGCAAAUGUUGUAAAAAAAUCAAAAACCAAUCUGGGAAAAAAUCCCGUUGGAACUUCUGUAGAAAACCCAAAGAAACUACUGGAGGAAUAUCGAAAGAAUCAUCCUGGUGUAUCUCAAAAGGAGCUCCUGGAUGAAUAUUAAGAGGAAUUCCUGUCAAUUUCCAAUGAGGGACUCCUGGAUUAUUUAGAAAACAAAACUCUUGGAAGCUUCAUAAAAAGAAGUUUUGAAAGACUCAUACAAGGAAGUCUUGGAUUGUGUCGUGUAGGAACUUCUGGAGGAUUUCCAGAAAGAACUCCUAGAAAAUUUUCAGAAGGAACUUCUGAAGGAUUUUCCGAAGCAACUUUUAGAGGAUGUAUGGAAGGAACUCCUGGAGAACUUUCAGAAGGAACUCCAUGAAGAUGUCCAGAAAAAAACUCCAGGAGGAUCACCAGAAUAAACCCAGGAGAAACUCAUGAAGGACAUCCUGGACAAAUAUCAAAGGUGAUUUUAUGGAUGAAUUUUGCCAGAAUCUUAGAACGAAAUACUACUGAAAACCUAAAAUAAACUCCUGUAGAAAUCCUAGAAAAAGCUCGUGGAAAAAUUUCUUGAUGAAAUUAAAAAAGAUUUCUUGGAAGAAUGCCGAAAGAAGCUCUGAAGAGACUCUGAUGAAAUCCCAGAAAAAAAUGCAACAAUCAUAUGAAAAACUUCUGGACGAAAUUUGAAAGAAUAUCAGAACAAUUUUUGAAAAAAUUUCAGAAAAAAAAAUCUGGGAAAAAUCCUAUUGAUACUUCUGAAGCACCCCGAAGAAGCUACUGGAGAAAUAUCAGAAGGAAUAAUCCUAGUGGAUCUCAAAAGAAGCUCCUGGAAGAAGAAAUUCCUGUAAAAUUCAUAAAAAGAACUUUUGAAAGGUUCAUACAAUGAACUCUUUUGGAUUAUUUUUGGUUCGAACUUCUGGAGGAUUUUCAAAAAGAACUCCACGAGUUCUGGAAGAUCAAAAGGAAUUUUCCGAGGACUUUUGGAAGGAAAUCCCGCAAGCAAAACUUCUGGAGACCCGAAGAAUCUCUUGGAGGUAUAUUAGAUGCCAUUUUUGAGAGAAUUUAGGAAAACAAACUUGGGGAGAAUUCCCGUUGAAACUUCUAAAGAAACCCCCGAAGGAAAUGCUGAAGAAACAUCCUGUUUAGGUAACUCUGAAAAGAAGCUUUUGGAGAAAUGUUAUGAGCAUAGGCGCCAACUUGUGACGUAGUUGGGGGGGCGAAGCUCUCCAAAAUUGGACAAAAUUCAACUUUUUUCAGCUCAAUGCACUAGUUUUCACGUAAAUAUUCCUAAACUAGGUGAACUGCGUCGAAAUUUUCCGAAUUUGAUUGAUUUUGAGAGGCCUCGCCCCCCCAACUACGUCACAAGUUGGCGCGUAUGGUUAUGAGGAUCUCUAAAGAAUUCCUUAAACAUCCAAUUCCUGGUGGAACUUUUAAAGCAAUCCCCGUACAAAAGCAAGAGGAAUUUGAUGACGAUGAACCUGGACAUGUUAGUGUUUCUUUUUACCUAAGAGGAAUUUGAGAAGAGACAUUUAGUUUGAUCUCCUAACGAACGCAUGAGAAUUCCUAAAAGGAAGUAUUGGAGAAAUCCCAAUGGUCAGGAACUCCUAGAUAUCAAAAAAAAAGUCAUCGAAUUCCAAAAGAUAACAAAGCAGGAAAGAAAUAUUCUUUGAGGAUUCCUUGGGUUAGAAAUAGUUUUGAAUGGUUUCAAGAGGUUAUUUAGAAACAAAAUCCCAAAAAAUUACUAGAAGGUAGCCCAGAGGAAACUCUUAAAAGAAUCCAACGAGUAGUUUCUAAAUGAAUCACAAAAAGCUCAUGGAGGACUUCGCAGUGGGAAUUCCUUCUAGGGGAAACCCCAAAGGAACUCCUGGAAGCAUUUUGAGGAAACUGGCAAAAGUUUAUCCAAAGAAAUUCCAAGAAACUACCUGGACGAAUUUCAUAAGAAAGUUUUUAAGGAAUUUCAAAGUAAGCGAAAAUUCCAGAUGUAACCUUUGAAAAAAAAAUUAAAAUAUCCUUGAGGAAUCACUAAAAAAAUCUCUUACAACAUACCUACGAACCUUAAGAAAUCUGGAAGGCUUUCAAGAAAUUUCAAAGUAUAAUCCCAUGAGAUAUAAAGGAACUUUUAUAGAAACUUGUUGAGGAAUCUCCACUCAAAUACAGUGUUUGACCACUGAUCUCAAACAUAGAAAAAAAAAAUACACGCAGGCUAUUUUGACACUUGUUUAUUUGGGCUAGGGUUUCCUUAUUGUUUAGUAGAAAAUGUGGCGAAAGCUUCGGAUCGCCAAUCUGGAUACUGCGGGUUUGAGUCCCGCUCUCGUCGGAAAAUUUUCUCGGCUUUUUAAAAAAAAUACUGCCAUAAGCCAUAGGCCGAUCAAUAAAGUACAUAUUCUAUUUGAGCUUUUAAAUUAUCUUUUUUUUAAGAUUGAUAAAUUUGAAAAUUAUACCUUUCCAUAAUUUUACCCAUGGUGUUUCAGCUUUUUGCAGAAAACUCAACAUUUAUCUAAUCUAAUCAAUCAAAAUUUGUUGGGAGAAUAACUUCGCUCUUAGCACCACAUGGAAGAAUAGACCCUUAGAUUUCAUUUGAUGGGUUGUUUAGCUAUUAUGACGACCAACAACUGCUGCAAUUUUUGGCGUUACUCCAAUAUCUCUAAACCCAGUAGGCAUCUAUUUGGAUAUGGCAAGUUAUUAGGAUCUCUUUAUGGCCAGGGUUCAGGCUAAGCAGACAAACUAUACCUGAAUUUGUCCAGUUCUCAGACGAUGAUAUGCAGAUCGUAAAGUAUUGUUUUAUCGCUGUUUUCGUUGUGUUUCUUUUUUCUUUUGAGUUUGAUAAAUGGCGUAAGAGUGAAUAAGUGACAAAAUCGGACUUUGACAGAACUUUUGACUGAACAUUUACAUUACUAGAAGCUGAGACGCAUAGUGCUAACCGUCCAUUAAGUAUUUAAGCAAGAGCACAUUGUUCUCCUCAAUCAACAUUCUUUUCCAUCAUCAAUUUAGUUCUCACACUUCAACUUUCGAUUGAUGUAAAUACUAGUCACAUUCAAAAAAUCUCUGCAGCAGACAUCAUACUACAACCACUGAAAAAUUCAAGAAUUCAAUGCGUUAAGCAUCAUCGCAAAACCGAAAAAAAAAUCAAUGUUAAACACUGUACAUAAUGAUGAUCACCCAAAUCACAGACAACCAGACGGACGGGCGAGUGCAAAAGCAGCCCAUUCCGGCAACACACGCGAACUUCAACGUGAUUUGAGUUCAAACGGUUGCACGUGAAGGGGCCCGUAGAAUUGAAAAUUCUCCUAGGCAUAUUAGCUGUGCGCACGGCACGCUCGUUUCGGUAAUGGUGGCGCGUCGCUCUAAGUGUGUGUUUAGAUGCAAAAGCAGACGAUCCUUUUGUGUAGUGAAACUUGAACAGAAUAAACAAAACAACUGUUAGGAAAGUGGAAAAUAUAACAAAAAAUGUCAGCAAUACGAUCUCUACAUGAUAACUAAAUCUAACUAUCUAAAAUUAAUCAUUACUAAAGUAAGACUUUGGCAAUGUUCUUACUCGAAAAAAACUACUUUUAGACAUAAUCGCUAAGAAAAUGAGAAAAAAAAUGAAAAAAAUCACAUAAAGUAUGACGAAGUUCAGAACCUUAUAAUAAUGAAAGAAAGGAAAAACGCAAUUUUGGACUAGUAUUUUAAUUUAUAUUUAUAACGAAAUUAGAUUUUAGCGUUUAAAGUCAUGGAUCCUUCGUAGAAGAUGGGCAUCAUACCAGUUUGCAAGUAGCGUGAACAAAAAUAAAUCCACAAACUCACAAACAUUAAAAACUAACAUGCAAGAGAUACGAUUCAACCGGGCGUAAGGCAAGGCAACACACAAACAACCAGUUCAAGAUGUAACGGUAUACCACAAAUGGAAGCAUAAGUUUAAAAGAUGAAUCUACUAUUAGAAAUUAUCGUAAUGAAGAUGUGUGUAUCUGAGUAAUCUAAAAAAAAGCGAAAUCAGAAAAAAACGAUAAAUCCAAAAUUAUUGAACUAAAAUUAACCCUUAGAUGUUUCGAUGUAGUUUGACACAGCAAAAAACGAACAUGUAAGAAAAAAAAAAUCAAUGAAAAUGUGAAACUUUUAGGUAAGCGUUCUCCGAGGAAAUCCCGAAAAAGAAACUCAUAAGUUUACACCAUAAACUCCAUUGUGUUUAGAGACCAAUUCAAAACAUUCAAAAAGUCAGCUAACAAAAAAACUCAUGUAAUGAUAUUUUACCGGUCGAGUUUAGUAGCAUCGCAAGCCACACAGCUAGAAAACACUUUCAUUUAGAUCGACGAACGAAAGAAAAAGUACAAAAUUCUCUUGAAAAAUACAUACAAACA
Molecule: messenger RNA, 22822 nt
Organism: Aedes albopictus (Asian tiger mosquito)
Lineage: Eukaryota; Metazoa; Arthropoda; Insecta; Diptera; Culicidae
Gene: chinmo
Product: zinc finger protein chinmo
Exons: 8
Coding region: 2257-3657 (466 amino acids)
Biological process (GO): regulation of transcription by RNA polymerase II
Cellular component (GO): nucleus
Molecular function (GO): protein binding
Source: RefSeq, a predicted model, not a curated record